AUUGAAAACAGUUUCUACUAAAAGUUCCUGCAAGUUAGCAACAAAAUAAACUAGUUAGCAUAACCAAAACAAAAAAAAUAGUGAGAAGAGCUUAGCAAUGGAGGCUAGUACUAAUACUGUGUUGAGAUGUGUGGCAUUGCUAGGCAUGCUUGCCCUUUCAUCAGCAGUAGACCCAGCUCCUCAAGAGCCAGCUGCUCAAGACGUAGCUCGUCAAGACCCAGCUCCUCAAGACCCAAUUUUCGCUCCAAGCAAAAUAAAACUUCUAACGUGUGGCAAAAAGUGUGCCAUCUCUUGCGCUAUGAGCUUAUUCAGUCCUGCAAAAUAUGUAGGGUGCGUCACACUUUGCAUGGCUGCCUGCAAGAUUCCGUCGGACGAACAAAUUUCCAACGUACAGGAAACUGAAACUUCCGAUGCUACCUAUGGUUGUACUCGUAGUUGUGUGACCUCUAUGAGCAAUGUCAUGACCACUAAUGCCAAACUCUCCACGAGCAAUGAGAUGACCACUCCUGCCAAACGCUCCAUUUCUGAUCUUCGUCUCUAUGCUGAAGGCUAUGUUGAUUCUUGCUUCCUGAGCUGCAACAAGAAUAAUAUACUUUUUUAGAUAAUUUAAUCAAUUGCAGGGCAGUAGCAUGUCAGCUUCAGUGCCUUGUGUAAAUAUAAAAAAAAUGAAUAAUAAUUGUAGGAGAUUUAUACACGUAAUGUAUAUCCUGCAAUUGUACAUACUGAAUUUGUUUUGAUCAAGAAAAAAAAUAACAUUAAGAAUUUUCUAGUUUGUUUUUAUUCGUUAUA
Molecule: messenger RNA, 789 nt
Organism: Rosa rugosa (rugosa rose)
Lineage: Eukaryota; Viridiplantae; Streptophyta; Magnoliopsida; Rosales; Rosaceae
Exons: 2
Coding region: 98-601 (167 amino acids)
Source: RefSeq, a predicted model, not a curated record